Messenger RNA from Sphenostylis stenocarpa, 234 nucleotides. Lineage: Eukaryota; Viridiplantae; Streptophyta; Magnoliopsida; Fabales; Fabaceae. The record is from the annotation of a GenBank genome assembly.
AUGGUUCAAAUCAUAAUUUCUAUCUGGAGUGGUCAAAUUGAUCUCAUGCUUCAGCUAUUGGAAGUUGUAGCAGAGAAAUUUGAUGCUGUUAAGUACAUUCACUCGUUUGGACAAAGUUCUCAUUUGAAUCAGAUAACCAAAUCUCUCAAGUUUCUGGAAAAUAUGGAAGGUUGUGGUUCUGAGAAAUGGCAUUGGUUUGCAGGCAAAGCACUUGUCAUCUAUCUGAUUAGGUGA